This is a messenger RNA of Ogataea philodendri, 1602 nucleotides long. RefSeq lists its product as uncharacterized. Gene Ontology annotation, molecular function: ATP hydrolysis activity; ATP-dependent protein folding chaperone; ATP binding. The transcript has a single exon. Bases 1 to 1602 code for a protein of 533 amino acids. The record is from RefSeq and is a predicted model, not a curated record. Gene Ontology annotation, cellular component: chaperonin-containing T-complex. Lineage: Eukaryota; Fungi; Ascomycota; Pichiomycetes; Pichiales; Pichiaceae. Gene Ontology annotation, biological process: protein folding.
AUGUCUUCUGCAAUUCAGCUAUUAAAUCCCAAGGCCGAGUCGAUCCGCAGACAGCAGGCGCUGCAGGUGAACAUUUCUGCGGCCCAGGGCUUGCAAGACGUGUUGAGUUCCAAUUUGGGGCCAAAGGGCACUUUGAAAAUGCUCGUGGACGGUGCUGGAAGUAUCAAGAUCACCAAGGACGGAAAGGUUCUGUUGAACGAGAUGCAGAUCCAGUCGCCUACUGCAGUGAUGAUUGCCCGUGCUGCUUCGGCGCAGGACGAGAUCACUGGUGACGGAACCACCACCGUUGUUCUGCUUGUUGGAGAGCUUCUCAGACAGGCUGAGCGGUUCUUGAACGAGGGCAUCCAUCCUCGUGUUUUGACCGACGGUUUCGAGGCUGCCAGAGAGGAGACAUUGCAGUUUCUGAACACGUUUGUGAAAAAGCCAGAGAUCGACAGAGAGCUGCUCUUGCAGGUGGCAAGAUCCUCGUUGGCCACCAAGGUCAACCCAGAACUGACCGACGUGUUGACGCCGAUUGUGACCGACGCUGUGUUGAGUGUCAAGGAUAACGAAAGUCUGGACUUACACAUGAUCGAGAUCAUGGCCAUGAUGCACGAGACGGCCAAAGAUACACAGUUCAUCAAGGGAUUGGUUCUUGACCACGGAGCCAGACACCCAGACAUGCCAAAGAGACUGGAAAAUGCAUACAUUUUGAUUCUGAACGUGUCACUUGAGUACGAAAAGACCGAGGUGAACUCGGGCUUCUACUACUCGUCGGCCGAUCAAAGAGAGAAGCUUGUUGCCAGUGAGAGAAAAUUCGUUGACGACAAACUCAAAAAGAUUGUGGAGCUAAAGAAAGAGGUGUGCGGAAACGAUCCUACCAAGAGUUUUGUUGUGAUCAACCAGAAAGGUAUUGAUCCAAUGUCCUUGGACGUUUUGGCAAAGAACAACAUCCUGGCUUUGAGAAGAGCUAAGAGAAGAAACAUGGAGAGAUUGCAGUUGGUUUGCGGAGGAGAGGCCCAGAACUCUGUUGAGGACCUCAGUCCAUCAAUUCUGGGACACUCUGGUUUGGUUUACGAACAGACCAUCGGCGAGGAGAAGUUUACGUUUGUGACAGAAAACACAGAUCCAAAGGCUUGCACCAUUUUGAUCAAGGGAGCACACAACCAUAUUAUUCAGCAGACCAAGGACGCGAUUAGAGACGGGUUGCGUGCUGUUGCCAACGUGAUCAGAGAUCAGAUGCUUGUUCCUGGUGCUGGAGCGUUCUAUCUUUCUGCCUCCAAACACAUUCUCGAAACCAAAUCCAACAAGGGUAAGCUUAAACCAGGACUCAAGGCAUUUUCGGACUCAUUGCUCGUGAUACCCAAGACGCUUGCCAAGAACUCUGGACUGGACUCCUUGGAGGCCAUCUCUGCUUGCCAGGACGAGAUCGAGGAAGGACAGGUUGUUGGAAUCGAUCUCAACUCUGGAGAGCCUACGGAUCCAACAAUCGACGGUAUCUGGGACUCGUUCCGGGUGAUCAGAAACGCAAUUUCGUCAGCCACCGGAAUCGCUUCGAAUUUGUUGCUGUGUGACGAGCUUCUCAAGGCUGGCCGGUCCUCGUUGAAAGAUCAGCAGCAGUAA